UGAGUAAGUUAAUAAAUUGACUGAUUGUCGAAUCAGAGUAGGUAAAUGUUGUUUUCAUACUACCUGCAACGAAUAGAUGUAAAAAUUUUCAUUUUACCACGUCACACUCGUGGUACUUGCACUCGGGGCGCCGUUAAUACUUGGAAUCUAUUUGGGCCAUCGUUGUUCCGGGAUCAGCUGUCAUACAUUUGACGUGUGUAGGACACAAACAAGACUGUUUUAAGGGUUGAUAUGCUGGUGGGAAGAUGAACGGAACGUUUUACGAGCAGCUUGGGAGUGUGGCAGGGGUGUUCGAGCAGUGGGGCACGUGUGAGCGGACCGUGGUGGCUUGCGCUCUCGCUCGCCGGGUUCCCUGGCCUGGGCUGCGGCUCGUGCAGAGGACGGUGGAAGCAGCUUUGCAGAAUCACGUGGAAGACGAGCGUCUCGAACGAGAUGCUAAUGAUGAAACCCUUCUAGCCACAUUAUUGGCGGCCAGAGUUAGUGACGUUGAAGAAGAAGAUGGUGAAAGACUGCGUAAACUCCUAGCCUUGCUGCCUCUGCUAAGGACAGACAACGAGCGAGCCAAGAAUGUAUAUGUGGGUGCUGCUCCAGCUCUAGUACAGAGAUGUGUGGAUGCACCAAGGCGCACUAUAGCUCCAGACUUAUGUCGACAACUUUUGUCAUAUCUUCUUGUACAUCCUGCCUUGUCCCUUCAUGAUCAGAGGACCUUGACACAAUGGCUACGCUAUCUAGAAAACCACAUCUCAGGCAACAGAAACUCAGAAUCUGUUUGGCAACAACGCUUAGACCAUUGUCUCCUCCCGGAGACUAACAUUUGGAAUACCAAUAGCACCUUUAGACGCACCAUUGGGAAGAAUGUAGAGUUUAGGGGAAUACUAGACACGGUAGAUCCCGCUUCCUACACAGAUUUGUUGCAGGAAUCUUUUUCGAAGAACGGCAGAGACGUGGACAUUAGCAUAGAAGGAGACAUCUUCGAUCCUGUGAUCGUUCAGCCCAAAUCGCAGAGGUCUAAUAGCUUAACCCCACCGUCAACCAACUUUUUACAGAUGUCCUCCUCGGCCGAGAAUCUAAGCGACGAACCGUUUCAGAAACCUCGAAGUUUUUCUUUAUCCAGCGAACACAGUUUAGGCCACUUGAGGCCGAUCGGCGGAAUGUACGGGACUACGGGCAGCGAGACGAGACUGGACGAUCUGAGGUCCAACAAUUACACCGAGCACCCCGGGAUGACCACGGUGGCUCAGUGGUUGAAGAGCCUGCGCCUGCACAAAUACGUGUGGCUCUUCACCAACAUUUCGUACGAGCAGAUGAUGGCCAUGGACGAGAAGCAUUUGGAGAAGUUGGGCGUGACGAAAGGCGCUCGGCACAAGAUCCUGCUGUCCAUAAAGAAGCUGAACGAACGGUCGUCCAUCCUGGAGAGCGUGCAGAGCGAACUGAAGUCGGGGCCCGGGCCGGGGCCUCUGCUGCGGGCCCUGGACAAGCUUCGAGGGGUGAUGCUGUCCCCCAUGCCGCCGGCGUCCGAUCUGCCCGCGGCCUUGGUGGUCGCGCUUGAUUUGGCGUCCAAAUGUCUAACCGGGAGCGGAGGGGCCGAGGGUGAGGACUUCGCGGACCCCAUGUCCCUGCACUGCUGGCUCGUCGAGAAGGCCCUGCACCACGAGUCCUUCCUCGGCGGAGGCCUGCGAGAGACCCUCCGACGCCUCCGCCAUCGCCUGCCCCCGAGGCAGUUCUUCCAGCACGUCAGCGACAUGCCGGCGCAUCGAAGGAACAAGCCCAGAUGGCGCGCGGGGCCGGCCCCCCGGGGACGCCGCUGGACGCCCCCCACCCCCCGCGGCAAGUCCCACUCGUACCCGCCCUUCCCCCCGCACGCCCUGCCCCCCGCCGCCCACCCUCAGCACGAAGACUACUCCAGCCUCGACGCCCUCUGCCUGCAGAUGACGGAGCAGGCCAUCGACUGAGCGGGACGAGCGUUGGGCGAAGGUUCUCGAGAACAGACUUUGAUCAUUGGAUUACCAUUGUAAUCGAUCGCCUCGAGUUUCGAGUUUCAAUAGUAUAUUUAAGAAUAUAAUAACUUGACUCGAACGUUUUCCAGUUAAUUUGACGUUGCGACGCGCGGAAGGUAUUCAGAUACUGAACCGUUUUGGCACAUUUCACUAUUACUUUGUAAAAUCCAUCCCGUUUUGGCGAUCGUCCUGCCCGCGGAGUAACAUAGUCACGGAUAGCUUUAAAAAUCAAUUGAAAGAGCGUCGUAAAAUAUAUUUGUAACGAAUUAGUCGAUAAGGAUAUGACAAUAUUUAUUUGAUAUUUUUGCACCUCGAUCACUUUAGCUAAGUUUUAUUUAUUCCUAGUUAGGAGCGAAUCGGCCAUUUUUACUUUUGUAUGUGUACACCGAAUACAUCGACACUCCGCCUUCGCCUCUCGGACCGAUGGGUUUUUGGCACUAGAACGAAAUAGAUGUAAUGUAGGAUGUCCAGGACGGUCGAAGAGCGGUUCUUCGCUUCCGAAGAUUUGUAUUUGUAAAUAAAAUGUAAAGAUGUCGCAGUAAGUAUAUGAUAAGGGCUGUCCUGAAUUUGUUUGGUGCUAAUUUGCAUUGAUUUGGGUUAGUCAUAAUAGAAUAGCUAGAUCUGUAGACUUAAACUCGGCCUAACGCGGCCCCCACUCUGCUCUUUGUCCCGGGUUAGAUGGAUUUGUGAGUUCACUUGAGCCCUUUUAGUUUUAACUCCGCUCUUGCCACUCUUUCGACAAUAUCAUUUCAGAAACUACUUUACUUCUGUCCAUUGCUUGUUACGAACCCAAUUUCACCAUCUCCACUCUCGGGAACAAUGUCAGAGUAAGGGUGGGGGCACAUUGUAAUUUUUAACUUGUGUGCCUGCGGUGUUGUUAGUUUUUGGCUACGUGAUAUUUUACUCGGCUCCAUAGGACAAUGGGUCAAAUGAGCUCUUGGCACAUGAGUGUGGUGGUGGUUUUACGAGAUUUAUUUAUUUAAAACGUACUUUCAUAUUCCACAAAUGUAUCUGACCGCGUGACAACGACGGACGGUUGCGACUAUUUUCACCAUAUUUGAAAUUAUUAUUUCAUGUUUAAUGCUGUUUAACCGUAAAUAUAUCGAUGACACGAUGACGUAAGCGAGCGAUCUGACGGGAGCAGACAAGCCGAACAACUGCUAUUUAAAAAAUAGCUAUUCAAAUUUUAGACCAACUGGUUUAUUGACCCUAAUUUGGCUCAGUGAGGCCGCACCCCAAAACUGGAGUAAAGUUCGCCAUAGCACAGAUGGAUUAUGGACCUAGACUCUAGGUAGGAACAGUUCAUCCUCUAGGUCCUAGAGGAUGAACUGUUCCUCGUUCCAUUGCUGCUUAAUCUAUUAGUUGCCUUUGUGGCUUCGAGAAUAAUAUUUAAAUAUUAUUAUUGACAUAACAAUUAACAUAUUGUUAACGUUAAGUCGUCGACCGAGUGGAUGAUUUAUAAAAACUCGAAAUGAUUUUUUUAUUAUUAUUGUUAUGGCUUGCAAUAACAGUGUUUUGACUGGAUCAAAAUUCUUUUGAUUGUCAUAUUGUGUGCAAUUUAUUUUUUAUUAAAUUAUAUCAUGGUUAUUUCUACAUUGUGUGAUAAAUGUAUUGCAAUUCUUAACUAAUUAUAUUUGAAGGGUUUUUAAUCUUUGU
Molecule: messenger RNA, 3653 nt
Organism: Pieris rapae (cabbage white)
Lineage: Eukaryota; Metazoa; Arthropoda; Insecta; Lepidoptera; Pieridae
Gene: smg
Product: protein Smaug
Exons: 6
Coding region: 246-1952 (568 amino acids)
Biological process (GO): nuclear-transcribed mRNA poly(A) tail shortening; regulation of mRNA stability; negative regulation of translation
Cellular component (GO): P-body
Molecular function (GO): translation repressor activity; protein binding; mRNA binding
Source: RefSeq, a predicted model, not a curated record